This is a messenger RNA of Rhea pennata, 2125 nucleotides long. RefSeq names its product armadillo repeat containing 6 (gene ARMC6). The transcript has 8 exons. The record is from RefSeq and is a predicted model, not a curated record. Gene Ontology annotation, biological process: hematopoietic progenitor cell differentiation. NCBI's taxonomy places the organism in Eukaryota, Metazoa, Chordata, Aves, Rheiformes, Rheidae. The coding region runs from base 135 to 1538 and encodes 467 amino acids. Gene Ontology annotation, molecular function: protein binding.
CCACGAAGGGGGCGCAUGCGCACGGAGAGGGCUGAGGCCGCGCAGCGGAGCCGGCGUGCCCGCCGCUUGCGUACGGCGGCUCGGCAGGUGACAGGACAGGAAACCAGUUCAUCCCAUUCCAAUACUUCGAUAAAAUGGGAUCCAAGCAGAUUGCCCAGGAAACGUUUGAUGAUGCAGUGCAAGAAAAUAUUAUGGAGUUUGAAAUGGAUCCAGAAGAGGCUGUGAGAGAAGCCGUGAAGCAAUUUGAGGCCCAAGGUGUUGAUCUAAGUAAUAUUGUGAAAGCCGUGCAGCAGCCUACCUCUGAAAAUGGCCAAAAGCAAAAACAUGAAAUUUUAUUGACUUUAGAUUCCCUCAGGAGAUCUGUUGCUGACUCCGAUCUCACUGAGAUGGCCGAGCAGUUAGUGCUCUUCGCGGAGCAAUGCAAAGAACAGCUGGCUUUCCGCUACCUGGCUGGGCAGCAUGGUGCCUAUUCUGUGGUAUUCUCUGCCUUCCAGCUGGCUUCCGGAGACAGAAAUUUAAUGCUGAAAGCUUUUUAUACUCUGUCUGCCAUCCUGGAUGGGCAGCCAGACCUACUUGACUCUGCUGGCCAGAAUCUGCUGCUACAAACUCUGAAAGAACGAGCAGAGGAUGCCGAAAUGACACUAGCUGGGAUCCGAUGCAUUCGACACGCGUGUCUGAAACAUGAGCAGAAUCGUCAGGACCUUGUGAAAGGCGGGGUUCUGCCACUUCUGACUGGAGCUAUCGUGCAGCAUGGAGACAGUGCUGAUGUCGUUCGAGUGGCCUCCUCAGCACUCAGGAUCAUGACAUUUGAUGAUGACAUCCGAGUGCCCUUUGGUCAUGCUCAUGAUCAUGCCAAAAUGAUUGUAUUGGAAAAUGACGGGUUACGGGUCCUCAUUGAAGCUGCAAAAGCUUUCACAGAUAACGCCAGUGUUCUCAGUGAACUGUGUGCCACUCUUUCUCGUCUUUCUGUCAGAAAUGAAUUCUGUCAAGAGAUUGUGGACCUUGGGGGCUUACAUUUUAUGGUGUCUCUCCUUGCUGACUGCAUUGACCAUCCAGAUGUGGUGAAGCAGGUGCUGAGUGCCAUCCGAGCAGUUGCAGGUAAUGAUGACGUGAAAGAUGCCAUAGUUAAUGCUGGGGGAACGGACCUCAUUGUGCUGGCUAUAAGCCAUCACCUUGCCAAUCCUCAGAUCUGUGAGCAAGGUUGUGCAGCCUUGUGCAUGUUGGCUUUACGCAAACCUGAGAACUGUAAUGUCAUCAUGGAAGGUGGAGGGGCUUUGGCAGCUCUCCAGGCUAUGAAAGCACACCCAAAGGAAGUGGCUGUACAGAAACAGGCUUGCAUGCUGAUCCGCAACCUAGUCUCUCGGAGUCGGGACUUUUCUCAGCCCAUCUUAGAGAUGGGAGCUGAGAACCUAAUAACAGAAGCUCGUGCAACACACAAGGACUGCGAUGAUGUGGCCAAAGCUGCACUGAGAGAUCUUGGCUGUAAAGUGGAGCUCCGAGAGCUGUGGACAGGUCAGAAGGGAAGCCUAGCUCAGUAAAUCAUCAGUCCAUUGAGCGCUGGAGCUACAAGGCAUCUGUACAUGAAGUCUGAGGGGCGGGAAACAAAGUGUCAUGAAUUAAUUUGCAGUUACAGCUGAGCUGGACUAUCUGAGGCAAAUGCCUGGCUUGUGAGGCUGCAGUGAACUUUUGUUUUUAUGAGAGCUAUGGCUGAAAUGGCUUUAUACAUUCACAGGCUGGAAAUCAACUCUAUGUAGUAAUCAUUCCUUGAAUCAUCUAAUGCCUGAAGAUGAUCUGUUCUCCCCUGUUUUGUAUGUUACACAUUUACAGAACAGGGCUAUUUCCAUGUGCUCUCUUCUAUCCAGUAAGAGCAAAAGUGGAUCAUGUUCAUAGGAAUUUGGUACAUAUUGUGGCAGCUGGUUCUGAUUUGUUCUGCUCCCUGCCGAUGGAGGCUAGCAGCCUGAUCUGUAAUGGGAUGAAUGAGGAGGGAUCCCAUGGUUAGUGAAUGUGUUCUGUCCUGUUUUACUCUUGUUAUACUAACUGUUAUUUUACUGCUGUUUUAGUACUGACCAUAUUCUAUGCUGCUUCUUUGUGUUGGAUUUUCAGUAAACAUAGCAUUUUAAACAAA